GAAAGUUGCGGCGGCGGUGCCGACCCUCACGCCGCGGCUAGUGAGGGGCGGCCGGCGGCGACGGGUCCCGGGCGGGUCGCUGUGGCCGGCAUGGACGCGGCGGAGGUGGAGUUUCUGGCCGAGAAGGAGCUGGUCACCGUCAUCCCCAACUUCAGCCUAGACAAGAUCUACCUCAUCGGGGGGGAGCUGGGGCCCUUCCACCCGGGCCUACCCGUGCGCGUGCCGCUGUGGCUGGCCAUGACCCUGAAGCAGAGGCAGAAGUGUCGGCUGCUGCCGCCCGAGUGGAUGGACGUGGAGAAGUUGGAGAAGAUCAGGGAGCAUGAACGACAGGAAGAAACCUUCACCCCCAUGCCCAGCCCUUACUACAUGGAACUCACCAAACUCCUGCUGAAUCACGCUUCGGACAAUAUUCCCAAAGCAGACGAGAUCCGGACCCUGGUGAAGGACGUGUGGGACACUCGUAUGGCCAAGCUGCGGGUGUCCGCCGACAGCUUCGUGAGGCAGCAGGAGGCACAUGCCAAGCUGGACAACCUGACCUUGAUGGAGAUCAACACGAGUGGGGCUUUCCUCACGCGAGCGCUCGAUCACAUGUACAAACUGCGCACGAACCUGCAGCCUGCUCAGGGCGCGCCGUCCCAGGACUUCUAGAGAAGGGCCCGGCCCGCGGCGAAGGCUGGUCGCUUGCGCUUGUGCGCCUGCCGGCCGGAGGCUUACCGGAUGCUGUGUGAGCGCGAGACCCGACAGAGGUACUGUGAUCUCCGGGGUUCUAGAUCCCUUUCUGGAUGUACGAAAAGCUGUCAUGAAACAAGGAGUGGUUCAUAACGUU
Molecule: messenger RNA, 826 nt
Organism: Neogale vison (American mink)
Lineage: Eukaryota; Metazoa; Chordata; Mammalia; Carnivora; Mustelidae
Gene: GINS2
Product: GINS complex subunit 2
Exons: 5
Coding region: 91-648 (185 amino acids)
Biological process (GO): DNA replication; double-strand break repair via break-induced replication
Cellular component (GO): nucleus; GINS complex
Source: RefSeq, a predicted model, not a curated record